Molecule: messenger RNA, 8766 nt
Organism: Leishmania major strain Friedlin
Lineage: Eukaryota; Euglenozoa; Kinetoplastea; Trypanosomatida; Trypanosomatidae
Exons: 1
Coding region: 1-8766 (2921 amino acids)
Cellular component (GO): trans-Golgi network transport vesicle; trans-Golgi network; endosome
Source: RefSeq, a predicted model, not a curated record
AUGCAUAAUGGGCACCAUCGCAAAAUCGAUGGGCAUCUCGACAGCAUUGAAGACUAUCUGCGUCGCAUGACGCGGCCACCACAGACACGAUAUGACCCGCCUUCACUGCAUCAGGUACCCUACACCGCUUUCUUCCUCGCGAGUAGCAGCCAUGAGGGGGGUCCCUCUUAUCAGUGCGCCAACGAGCAGGCAGGACUGCAGGCGAGCACGGUGUACGAUAUGCCUCCCUCUUGUGCUGGGCCGCUGUCAACUGCAACGAACACUUUGGUGGCUCCCCGAGCGAUGCGAGACUCCACUGCGGUGGGAACAGCCGCAGCAUACCUUGUUGAUCCCGCCCCAGCGCCGUUCACGGGCAUUCGACCGCCGACCUCGUCGCUUACAAGGCUUCCACGGGCGCUGGCGGAGGCUGCGCCCCCUCACACUGCUGCUCUUCUCUCUUCAAGAGCGAAAUUUCCGCCCUUUUCGCAGCAGGAGACCACACCGAUGCACAGCCGUGGCUGCAGCAACGAUAGCAGCAGCACCACCAGUGCCAGUGAAACGGCACACGAGAAAGGUACGACGCCAGUGUCCAACUCCACGGCUGCGUCAAGCCCUCUUAUACCAGCGGUGCAGCCUCCGCCGCUAGCGUCGCUUCAAGAUGCUGCUGCAGCCCGUGAGCAGGCAGCCGUGGUGUCCGCACGGCGCCGGAGCUGUGGCCCGCGCAGCCCCUUGCCUUUUGCGUCCUCCCAGGACAAGAGCCAAGGUCGCAGCAUGAGGGCCCUCUUGGAGGGGCUCGAGGAGCACCUACGAGCUUCACCUCUGCUACCGCAAUCGUCACAGCAAAUGGAUUCCGACCGCCACCCCGGCAGCAGCCGGCACUGUCACGAGCGCCACGGUGUUCACCCAACGUCGCUGCUGCAGCCGGGGAUCACCGAGCUGCCUCAACACAGAGAGGAUAAUUCGGCAGCCCACGAAAGAGCUGUGCAUAUCAUAAGGGAUCUCGCCACAGCGACAUCACCCACUACAGACGAUCAUCUCUCGUCGCUGCUCUCUUCGCUGGGUGGCAGCCCAAAUUCCUGUGAAACACCGUUUUGCCGUCGCCUCCGUCACCUCGACCAUCUUCUCGGCGACGGUGCAGCGCACGAUGAUGCCAUCUCCACACCGCGGUUUUGCUACCGUCACGAUGACAUCUCUGCCUUGGCAGGCACAUACGGUAGCAGCGAGCCGCGAGCCGCUCGAUGCCAUGACCCGCCCGCUGCUGAAGAGCCUGUAACGAAGAGAAGACUGCUGCUGGCGAGCAUGCCUUCAGUGUUCUACGCAAACGUGUCCGACGAAAAAACUCGCCUCCGCCAAGCGUACACCACGCGCCACGAGGCAGCGUCCGGCGCCGAUGUGCCGACUCCCUCGCGCCACGAGGCAGCCUCCGGCGCAGAUGCUGCGACACCGCUGCGCCUCGAGGCAGCGUCCGGCGCCGAUGUGCCGACUCCCUCACGCCACGAGGCGGCCUCCGGCGCAGAUGCUGCGACGCCGCUGCGCCUCGAGACAGCGUCCGGCGCCGACGUGCCGACUCCCUCGCGCCACGAGGCAGCCUCCGGCGCAGAUGCUGCGACACCGCUGCGCCUCGAGGCAGCGUCCGGCGCCGACGUGCCGACUCCCUCGCGCCACGAGGCAGCCUCCGGCGCAGAUGCUGCGACACCGCUGCGCCUCGAGGCAGCGUCCGGCGCCGAUGUGCCGACUCCCUCACGCCACGAGGCGGCCUCCGGCGCAGAUGCUGCGACACCGCUGCGCCUCGAGACAGCGUCCGGCGCCGAUGUGCCGACUCCCUCGCGCCACGAGGCGGCCUCCGGCGCAGAUGCUGCGACGCCGCUGCGCCUCGAGACAGCGUCCGGCGCCGACGUGCCGACUCCCUCGCGCCACGAGGCAGCCUCCGGCGCAGAUGCUGCGACACCGCUGCGCCUCGAGGCAGCGUCCGGCGCCGACGUGCCGACUCCCUCGCGCCACGAGGCAGCCUCCGGCGCAGAUGCUGCGACGCCGCUGCGCCUCGAGACAGCGUCCGGCGCCGACGUGCCGACUCCCUCGCGCCACGAGGCGGCCUCCGGCGCAGAUGCUGCGACGCCGCUGCGCCUCGAGACAGCGUCCGGCGCCGACGUGCCGACUCCCUCGCGCCACGAGGCGGCCUCCGGCGCAGAUGCUGCGACACCGCUGCGCCUCGAGGCAGCGUCCGGCGCCGAUGUGCCGACUCCCUCACGCCACGAGGCGGCCUCCGGCGCAGAUGCUGCGACACCGCUGCGCCUCGAGACAGCGUCCGGCGCCGAUGUGCCGACUCCCUCGCGCCACGAGGCAGCCGCUGGCGCCGACGUCUCCACACCAGCCCGCAGGGAUGCCGAGGACAGCGCGGCUGCUGGGUAUCUUGGUUUAUCAGAUAAAGUGUCCGUGGAUGCUUCGAGGCUGAGCGGAAGUUUAGGUGUGCGUUACGGGAGCGAAGGGCUUUCGGGUGCUGUGCGGUAUCGCGGUGUUGACGAAGCGAAUGCAGCGAUGCGCCAAGACGCUGAAGGGGACGUGCUGGCUACACUGAACAGCUUCCGCUCGGCAGAUGUGCACAACAGCUCCAUCCCUUCAUCUCCACAACAGCAGGAGCAGCUGUCGGUGGAAUCGGUCAGCACGGAGCUGACCGCGUUGACUGCCAUCAGCAUCGGGGGAGGCCUUUGUGGGCCCAGUCUCAGGGGCAGAGGCUACGUGAGCAACGAAGAGGACGUGAGUGGCGGCCGGUGUCUGGCGACGCGUCUCUGGGCACGGCGACAAAGUGUGCCGGCUGCGCAGCAGCUGCGUGCCCUGCGGAGACGCGAGCGUCAGCACCGGCAGAGCGUGGUAAAGCGGGAAGUCGAGGGACGUUACGCGAUUCGGCUCCGCGAGGCCAGCGAUGCGGCUGAUGUUGGUUUGGAGUGGCUGCGAGGCGCGGACGAAGACACUGUUACAGCCACGAGCUUCACGCUCUCCAGCUCUCCAUCUCGGCUCGUCGGACAGCUGCCGCAUCGCGUAAAAGACGGCAGUCGUAGGGAAGCGGGCGGAAGUCGAAGGAACGAUCGCUUAGCGGAUGACGGCGCCACAGCUGAGGUAAGUCGAUAUGAAAGCCGCAGCAGCAGAAGCGGUCGCACACUGUCAAGCUCGAAGAGCAGUAUGUCUGUCAUCGACAAUGCAGAACAGCAGCGUGCUUUCAAGAGGGCAUGUCCCGUCGGUCGCGAGGCUCAAGCACUGAUGUCAUCUCUUGAAGUGGCAACGGGAACUGCCGCUGAGGACGCCGCAACGGCGGAGACGCACGACUCUCCGGCCGCAUCGCUCACAGGAACACCAGGGAUGGCUGUGCGCGAAGUUGGCCAACUGGGAGGGAACCCCGCACCAAAAGGUGCGAUCGCUCGGGCAGGUGAGGAGCGCACACAGCAGCAGGAGUCUGACUACGCGGCCACACCCGACUUGGCCGCAAAGCCCACGUCUGCCGCAAAGGAAGACGCGUCGCCGCCUUCCCCCCAUAAGCCGCCCUCCUCUCACUGGAAGGGUGCACUCAGUUGUAGCGUCGACGCUGCCGCGGAUACGCCAGUCGACGAGACGGUGCACGCGGCAGCAACCGUAUUUCAGGGAGAUGACGGGGUGUCUAACGCCCACAUCGCCGACGCAUCGAUGCCGCACCCGCCACCGCCACCGCUGGAGGGGCAUUCCUCACCUCCUUCCGACCUGUGGACUCUCGACAAGAGGGAGAGCGAGGGUGACGGUGGCGAAGGGGAAACGGAGGCAACAAUAACGUCGGAGGGCCAUAAAAGAAGCAGGGGUAACGAUGAGUAUGAAGGCAGCAAGCACGCGAGUGGUGGCAGCAGCUCCGCUGGACACUCCAUCCCGUCAGGAGCAGGUCCGCUUUCUGCACGAGCGGCUGCCACCGCAGCGGACAACGACGCCCAGCCCCCAUCGCCCCCCAGCGGCGAUAAGAGGAUCAGCAGUAGCAUCAGCAGCGCGAGCUCCUCCAGUUCUGUGUUCAUUGUACAGCGCAUCAGGACUCAGCCGCAUCUGUCUCCAUCCGCAAGCGCAGAUGCCAGCAGCACCGGCACGGAGGGGGCAACAGUUGACGUGGAACACGCUGAUGCCUCUUCGGCGACGGCCUUCAAGUGGGUGGGUGCCUCCUCAGCGGCGGCUGCAGACAACGUUGCCGAAUACCAUCCAGUAGCAGGGGCGGGGAUGGUGCACGCACAAGCGAAAGCCGAUGCGGCUGUGCAGGCCAAUGUUGAGGAGAGGGGAGGAAGUGAUGGCGGCGGUGGAAGCAGCCGUAACGCUGCGGACAAUGAAGACGACCGCGGCAGUGGCCGUUCGCACUCUGCCGACGCUGUGGUGUUUGUGGGCGUGCCAGUUUUGCGUGAAAAAGGUGCCGCUGUGGAUGAACGCCCGAAGAAGGACGACGAUGCGCCGUGUCCGUCACACCUGACGCCGCAGCCAGCGGAGCCGUCGCUUCCGCCUUAUGCGACUGCUCGCACGAGUACAGAUGUGCCAGUGCCGGUGCGUGGGGCUGCAACAGCGAUGACCACUAGCCCCAGCGUUACCACCACCACAAAGCCGUUGAGCAAUGACCAUGGCGCACAGCACAGCACUGCAGUCCGUUCUCCUGCGCCGGCAUCCAUCACGGCACAUAGUCACCCUGAUGAGGAGCAGCCACAAUCGCGUCGGAACGCGCGCACCACAUCCUCGUCGGGUGCUUCAUCAGGGUCCUUCUUUUACUCGCUGCCUAAUCAAGGCACUGUCCGUGCUGUGAGCAGCGACGAGAGUCGAGAGCAGCAGCUGCUGCACCAGGCCAACACCACUGGUGAGAUGAUCUCACCUGUUUACCGGAGAACCAAGGUGGCGCCGGCACCGCACGCGUGGCACCAGCGCCCAUGCGAACAGCCUCGCACCGAUGAGGAUACAGGGCCCACAGCAGCUGACGUAUCCUUUCUCAGAGAGGCGUGGCACGGUGGCUGCUCGCCUGACGUAGGUGGUGGAAUUUACCCUGAUUACGACAGCCAGAGGGCCUCAACGGGGGGCUCCCUCCGCGGUUGCUCUAGCGGUAGCAGGGAAUCGGCUGAGAAUGCAGCACGCCACUCCGCGGCGGUGCCAGCGGCCCCGAAGCAGCCCGCCAUCUCGUGGACAAUCCCGCUAGACUGGGCAGACAGCCUGGAUGAGAUGGAUUGCCGAUACCCCUCAGCAGCGCAUGCAGCCCCCGACGCCUCCACCGUCUCUUCCAUCCCAUCCUCCGCGGCGGCACACAGCGACGCGUGUGCUGCAGCGAGAACAUCGCAUCGCUACCAGAAGACCCGCAGCGGGGCUCCGCGCCGCCGCCCGCCUCCCCACCUACGUCCUGGUCGUCCGUGGGCUCACCUUCUGACUCGUGGUCUCCGGGCAGUCUUCUUUUCGACCAGCAGUGGCAGCGGCAGCAACGACGAUAGCAGCGGAGAGGCUCGUGCGCAGGCAGCAAAGGAAGCGACGGGACCUGGUGAAGCAGCCUGUGCGGAUGCUGGCGCCCAGGACACCUUCUUCACGGCCGUACUGCCCGCUGUGCCACGAAGGUCUGGGCCUUGGUAUGCUACACUGGCGCAAUGCACCAAGAAGGAACACCAUGCUGCGCCUGUGAGUCUCGCUAAGGCCGCACCGUGGCAGCCUCGUCGUUCAGUCUGCAGGGCUUCAGCAGCACACAAUGCAGAAAAGGCGCGUGGAUUUGAAAAAUGGGCAAGGCCUGGAGCCGGCACUCAGAGCGUGAAUGUGCUGCGGGAGUCGGCAUCAUUGUACGCGACAGCGACGAGGUCGAAGGUGCCGACUACCACCACGUAUGCCACGCCAGGGAGGCGCUGGACUGCCGGCUUCGCUGUAUCAGCAUCGCCAGUGCGCACUCGUACGCUGCCACCCCCGCCCUGCAGCGCUGCUUCUGCUGCGACUGCGACUGGCUUGCAGACCCGCGCAGCCUCGGCACCGACGUACUCGGCUUCAGAGGCGGCACGCAACACUGCUGAAAGGUUGCUGCAGCUACGCCGACAACGGCAGCCAGCAGGGCCCACGUACGUGCAACUGUAUGAGCGGGAGCGCUACUCGCAUCUUAGGGCGUCCGCGAAUGUGUGGCGCCCCAUUCCGGCGACAAGAACCGCCACCUCACGUGGCAUCCGGGCACGUCAAGCUGCCCCUACUCCCAUUCGUGCGGGUGCCUGCGGCAGAGCUGCGGCGUCCCCGCGCAGCGCGGUGGUGUGGCGGCUAACAGGAGCCCCUCAACCCCGCGUUACUGAAGAGGGACGUGCAGUUCGGCAGCAGGAGCAGUGGGUGCUCCCCCUCAUAUCGACGCCUCAUGAAGCGGUGGCUGCUCGUCGGUUGUCCGAGCCUUCAGCGUAUCAGCCGCGUCGCCUGUCGGCUGCCGUCAUUCGCGGCGGGAUGACGAGCAAUGCUUCAUCAAGCGCACCAACGGAUGCCGCGCGUCAGACCGAGUGUGCAGGCGAAAACGUGCGUACCAGUAAUGUCGUACGAGCACAGUCACCGCUGUCCCUGUCUGGUACACCGCCAUCGUCGUCGCCCCUCUCGCUGCCGCCUCCACCACCCACAGUCGCCACCGCUCCCCGUCAUGCCGCACCGACAGCCCCGUCGAUGAAGGAUGCGGCAGAGGAAGGCCCCGGAGACGGCGACAAAGCCUGCAAGCCCUUGAAAGCGAGUGACCAGGCGGCCUCGACAGCGCACACCUCUGAACUGGCACAUGGCACGACCUCGUUGGGGCACGUUGGCUUCAGCGCGACAGCAGCGGCAGGGGAAGAAGGUGCCACUCGAGGUCGAGACGAGACGGAGCAGGCCGAAGAGAACGAUGGGGAGGGUUUGUUGAGGACCAGAUCGGAUGCCGAUAGCCGCAGCGCUCGGCGCGUAUCGACCCCUACUCCAACGCCCCCGCAGCCGCCGCAGCAGCCAUCAGGAGCUUCACUGCAGCGCACCCUCGCCGAUGACACCCCAACGGCUGCCUCCACGUUCGCCGAUGCAGAGCAUCACCAUGCGACGAAGACAACUCAAUUUGUGCCCACCCCGCCUGGUGACAAACCCGAGCACGGUCCUCAGUCGCAGCCGCUGUUACCAUCACCGCACGCGCUCGGACCUCAUCAGGUAGUCCUUUCCAAAGAGGAUGAAGCACAUGCAGCGGGGCUCGUAGAGCCGCACGCUGGCAGCGAUGAUGCAGCACAGCUCCUCUCGCAACAAGGCCCUGCUGAGCCGUUCAGGGGAGACCCAGCAGCAACAGGGGGAACAGAACGUGGACACGGAUUCGCCUUAGCUGCUGUGGGCACUGCAGAGAUGUGCCACACCGUUGCCAAUAGCCUUGGCGCGAGCACACCUGAGACAGCGGCGAACCCCUACCGCAGCAUCUAUGCGGCUGGUCAGGGCCAGGAUGUUGGGGUGCAUACCAGCCGUGCGGGGACGCCUGUGGAUCAGGAAAGUCUCUUGAGUCCCGACACAGAUGCAGCGCUGCUCUCCAUCUUUCCCGCGCCACCCAUGGCGAGUGAAGUGCACGCUGGACAUUGCACCCCCUCAGCCCCGUCUCCGUUUUCGCCGGCGACAGCGGUAUCUGCUCUUACUAUCGCGGCCGCGCCGGGACUUGCUACAAGCGCCGAUAUACGUUGCCAGCCAGGGGCACCGAGCACCCCCCAACUGUCACACUUGCACGUUGCUGAUGAGAGCCCUGCCCCUCUACCACAGCCGGCUCAGCUUACUCCUCAGCCAUCACCGAGAGUCGCAGAACCACGCGCAGGUGCAGCGAGUGCAGCGGAUGGCAACGAUCGCGUCAUACCCCCACCACCGGAGCAGCAGCAGCGACGUGAGAUACUGGAGAACCGCAUCGCACGCCUCGAAACGUCACUGAUGCUGCAGCGACAGCAGCGGCAACAGACCGAGCAACGUCGCUUCCGCGACCACGACCACAACGAGGAAGUGCCGGCGGACUACUUUGAGACUGCAACGGAUGGCGACGAGGAUCGCUUGCGGAGCGCCUGUGGAAAAGACGUAGAGUUGCGAAAGCAUAAUAUGCAAUCAUCCCAGCCACGCAGGCGGGGCCGCAGUGUUGAUAGCGUUGGAGGCCGCGGCGCUGUCGCUGUCAGUGGAAAGGGAAGAGGUGCGUCAGGGCAAGCCCAGAGGAGUAUGCUCUCGGCGCCGCAGACACAAGAUCACCAUCUGCUUGCGCCAGCGUCUGCCAUCCACUGGGCGGCUCGACCUGGAUUCAGCUUUAGCGGCGGCGUCACGGGCACUGGGGCUGUCCGCAGACAGGGUCUACCCGGCGCAGCUGUUACUACUUCUCCGCACAUGGACCACGGCAGCCGGAGCGGCUUGGCGGUUGCCUUACCCUCCUCUGAAGCCGUUUCUGCAAGUGCGGCACCUGGCGCCAGCAUCGCGUCGUACACGCGGCUUGCAUCUCGUCGUUACGGCUCGGCGGCUGCGUUCGCGGUUGCGACGCCGGCAGAUCCGAGGUACAGCCACGCCACCACGUCUUUCCUAAUAAGCGCGGACUGGCGCUAUCAGCGCAUGUACGUGGAUAGCAUGUACUUCCCGGAAGCAACCGCCGACAGCACAUCGCGGGGUGCCGAAGCGGCAAGCGAGGAUCACAAAGAAGAGAGCAGGUGGUUGGAAGCCACCAGUGGCGCACCAGAGGAUCCGGCAAACAGCGAAAGUGGACGAGCCACACCGGCCGCAGCUGUGCGGCGCGCCUCCUCUGCGAACAACCGCAGUGCCGAUGUCUUUGUGUGUCGGCCUCCUCACUGA